AUGACACGACAAGCGGCUGAAUUCAAGGGUCAAUUUGUGGGUAACUUCAAUUGCGAAUACGAGUGUCGUUAUGAUAGCGUUGGUGCUGCUAACACAAAAUCGUGGGGUCGUCGUUGUGGUCGAUGUUGUUGUUGUUGCUGUCCAUGGGGACAAUGCUUGUUCCAUCAUCACAGAUGCUGUCGACGUCGCAGACCCUGGCCACCGAGACCAUGGCCACCAUAUCCAGAGCCACCCUACGACGACAGUGGUGAGGACAAUCACUCACCUUGGGACGAUGGUGAGAUUGGUUCGAGUAAAGGUGCUGGCGGACGAAGAAAAACGCCCACCUCAUGA
Messenger RNA from Anisakis simplex (herring worm), 333 nucleotides. The record is from the annotation of a GenBank genome assembly. Lineage: Eukaryota; Metazoa; Nematoda; Chromadorea; Rhabditida; Anisakidae.